This is a messenger RNA of Sinocyclocheilus anshuiensis, 1085 nucleotides long. RefSeq lists its product as uncharacterized. The coding region runs from base 100 to 1014 and encodes 304 amino acids. Gene Ontology annotation, cellular component: protein complex involved in cell adhesion; cell-cell contact zone; plasma membrane. Gene Ontology annotation, molecular function: protein heterodimerization activity; integrin binding; cell-cell adhesion mediator activity. The transcript has 8 exons. Gene Ontology annotation, biological process: cell-cell adhesion; cell migration. Lineage: Eukaryota; Metazoa; Chordata; Actinopteri; Cypriniformes; Cyprinidae. The record is from RefSeq and is a predicted model, not a curated record.
GUGAAAUCAGCUCUGUGUUUCAAAAAGCCUGUCCUUCAUGCUUCGUUCGGUUGUAUUCUCCUCGCCUUGUCCAUUUGAAGAACAUUUACACAAGUAAACAUGUCUUCAGUGAAGAUUAUGCUUGUAGUUUCUCUCUUCAUCCCUGCUGUGAGGUCCAGUUCAGAUUUGUGGAAAUUGGAAUGCCCGCCUACAUAUGGAAUUCUUGCUCAGACCACAGUUAUCAGAUGCUAUUUCAAAGACAUAAAAGAUAUUCACAUAGUUGCAGUUUAUUUAACAAAAGUUGGACAGGACAAGCCAUUAUUUGCUCAAGAAGAAUCAAAAAGAUCAGGAGAUCAACGCUUUAGUCUUGAAAACUCAGCAAUGAGUCCAUCUCUGCAAAUCUCUGACACAAUGUUCUCUGAUGAGGGUGAAUAUCUGUACCAUGUUGUAACGGACAGUGGUUAUGAAGACAUACAGCUUAGCAUCAGUGUCACAGCGAAGUACAAGGAUCCUGUAACAAGCACAUGGCCUGAAAAUGUAAAGGAUGGAGGACCUGUCAGCCUUUACUGCAAUGCUACUGAUGGCUACCCAGCAGGCUCCAUCCAUUGGUUUGACCAUUCUGGAACCAACUGGACCAUAAAUUCAGAACUGACAAAAACCCCCAAGGACAUCAGCGGUGUAAAAUCUGUGGCUUUGUCUAGCAAACUGACUUUCAAGUCUAUCGUCCUGGGUCUGGAACCAUUUAGAUGCAUCGUCUUUAAUAGUAAAUAUGUACAAGAUGGAGAAAACACAAUGGAGAUCACAUCUGCUAUACAUGAUGAUAACAAGGAUUCUUCAGGAUCUAAUACAACAAACAUUGUCGCUGGUGUGAUGGUCAUUGGAUCGCUUACUGUUGGCCUGCUGUUCGCUCUGUUGUGUUUCAGAAAACAAAAUGCUCCGCAUAGACGACCUUCUGCCCAUCCUAUUCUAAAUUAUGAACCAGGAAAAGCUGUUGAAGAUGAUCUGGAAAAUGGUAACAUCAGUCCUGAGCAUUGAAGCUUCUAAUAUCAGGAGAUGAAAUUGAAACUAUAAACCCUGAUUUUCAUACUGAGAUCAGCGCAGCCGCC